AUGAUCAAGCUUGAGUCUGCCCAGAACGAGGCCCCCGCCGAUCGCCUGGAAACCAAGGGCUUUGUGGGAUCUCCAGUCGCGAUCAUCGAUGGUGUCUCCUUCUCAGCUGAUGCCUGGUCGAACUGGGGUCAGAACCUCUCCAGCCAGCCCGAGGCAACAUUCUACCCGCACAGCCUGAAGGAUCUCAUGGUGAUUGUCCGCGAGGCCAAGAACAACGACAAGAAGAUUCGCUGCGCCGGCACGGGUCACUCCUGGUGUAGCAGCUCCGCCACGAGCGACUACUUGGUCUUGAAUCACAACCUGAACAAGAUCUAUUCACCCAAGGAAGGGCAAGAGGGAUGGACGGUAACGAUCGAGAGUGGAGUUACGGUUGCGGAACUAGACCAGGCCCUUAGGCAGCAUAACCCUCCUUUGGCGUUGCCUUCGAACGUUGUCCCGUCGACUGUGCGCUACGGAGGUGUCCUCAGCAUGGGUUGCCACGGAGUGUCCCUCAACUCGCGCACGAUGUCGGACAUGAUCUCCGAGAUGACCAUCCUCAAUGCCAACAACGAGCUUGUUACCUACUCUGAGCAAAAAGAUCCCGAGGCCUUCUCAGCCGCAUGCCUGAACCUCGGUCUCCUGGGCAUCAUCUACACGGCCACGCUCCGAGUCGAGGUCAUGCAUACCCGUCUCCUUGUCCGAGAUUCGUACCCCACCUUGGAGUCCGUCUUUGAGGGGCCCGAUGCCGGUCUUCGUGUGAAGGCCAUGAUCCUCAAGAACGAUUCGACCGAGUUCUUGUACUGGCCCUUCAAGCAUUUCAUGAAACCUGACCAGAAUGAUGCGAUUUGGAUCAAGGAAUGGGAACGUACGACCGCGCCGGCCGAGCCUGUGGAUCCUUACAAGGACCAGCCGCCUACGGUCGAUAACCCAUUCUUCUCGAUGCUUCAUGUGGGCGAAAGGGUGCUCGAGAUCCCAGAGGCGUUGCAUUUCCAGCUUGGAGAUGAAGUGACGACGGUGUUGGAUGCCGGUGUGGCGUUUAAGGCUGAUAUGGACUUUAAGAACGUUGUCGAGUGCUGGAAGGAGCUUAUUGCUAAGAACUGGGUAUUCACAACAAGUAUGCCGGAGCGUAUGGGCACAGCGCUUGAAAUGCGCAUGAUCAAGUCGUCGAACAAGUUGCUGUCGCCCCUGUACGACGAGGAUCCCGAGGCCAUCUACUGCAUGAUCAAUGUCAUAGCUGCCUCGGGUACUCCUGGAUUUGAGGAGUAUUCUGCAGGCAUUGUCACUGAUUGGAUCGAGAAAUACAACGCCAAACCUCACUGGCCAAAGAUGUGGGAGAGUGUUCCGAACAUUGUCCCAUACUUGCGCCGCGAGUACGGAGACCGCCUGGUUCGAUUCAACCACAUUCGCAAACUCCAAGAUCCGAGCGACGUUUUUGUGAACGGUACCUGGAAGCCCCUUCUUCAGGAUCUCUAA
Gamsiella multidivaricata is the source of this 1452-nucleotide messenger RNA. RefSeq lists its product as uncharacterized. The record is from RefSeq and is a predicted model, not a curated record. The coding region runs from base 1 to 1452 and encodes 483 amino acids. Gene Ontology annotation, molecular function: FAD binding; D-arabinono-1,4-lactone oxidase activity. Lineage: Eukaryota; Fungi; Mortierellomycota; Mortierellomycetes; Mortierellales; Mortierellaceae. Gene Ontology annotation, cellular component: membrane. The transcript has 5 exons.